AUGUAUGGCGCCUGGCAGCAAGCGGCCUAUGUCCUCUUCAUUGUCUAUAUUGGCGUCGUGAUCAGUGACAUGCUGACCUUCUGCAUAGGCUUGGCCUUGCGGCAAGGCCUCCUGAAACCCCUGAAAGACAAGCUCCUGCCGAAGAACUCAGCUAGCAUCACAAAGGCGGAGCAAAUGAUCACGAAGUGGAGCAACUACAUUGGUGCUGUACAGCGCUUCUCCCUGGGAUUCAGAGGUCCCCUCUGCUUGCUUUCUGGGUUCACAGGCGUUCCAGCGGCCCAAUUUGCUACUGGGGCAUCCAUUGGGGCACUGGGAACGAUGCCGAUCCAGCUGACAAUUGGAUACUUUCUGCGGAAUGCACCAAAUGUCUAUCUUUCGUCCCUGGCCCUGGUGGCCAUUCCAAACAUCAUUGGCAACUAUGUGGGACCGCUCGCGUUUGGGCUUGUCACCGCGGUGCGGAUGAAACAAAGAGGAGGCCGGCAGGGUGACAGCACUGAGGAAGAAGAGAAGCAAACGUAA
Coccomyxa subellipsoidea C-169 is the source of this 519-nucleotide messenger RNA. RefSeq lists its product as hypothetical. The coding region runs from base 1 to 519 and encodes 172 amino acids. Lineage: Eukaryota; Viridiplantae; Chlorophyta; Trebouxiophyceae; Coccomyxaceae. The record is from RefSeq and is a predicted model, not a curated record. The transcript has 4 exons.